This is a messenger RNA of Mangifera indica (mango), 1187 nucleotides long. RefSeq lists its product as uncharacterized. Lineage: Eukaryota; Viridiplantae; Streptophyta; Magnoliopsida; Sapindales; Anacardiaceae. The transcript has 9 exons. The record is from RefSeq and is a predicted model, not a curated record. The coding region runs from base 141 to 1034 and encodes 297 amino acids.
UUUAAACCCAUCUCUGCCUCCAUUUUAUUUCCCACCCUCCUCUUCUUCUUACUCCGUCUUUUUGCAUUACUUUCUCAGUCCCAUUCUCCAAAACUCCUUUUCAUUUAUUGGCUGCCAUAAUCUUGGUUUUCUGAAUCAACAUGGAGUAUGAAGGCCGCUAUGGAUUGGCCCAGAGGACACAAUAUGAUUGCCUUCUGUUUGAUCUAGAUGACACUCUUUAUCCUUACAGUUCUGGUAUUGCAGCAGCAUGUGGAAAGAAUAUCCAAGAUUUUAUGGUUGAAAAACUUGGCAUUGAUAGGAGUGAAAUCACUGAGCUGGGUAACCUUCUGUACAAGCAUUAUGGAACAACAAUGGCUGGCCUCAGGGCAAUUGGCUAUGACUUUGACUAUGAUGAGUACCACAGUUUUGUUCAUGGGAGAUUGCCUUAUGAGAACAUAAAACCAGAUCCCAUACUUAGGAGUCUUCUGUUAAGCCUCCCUAUUAGGAAAAUUGUCUUCACCAAUGCAGACAAGGUCCAUGCUGUUAAAGCUCUCAACAGGCUUGGAUUGGAAGAUUGUUUUGAAGGAAUUAUCUGCUUUGAAACUCUGAAUCCCAGUCACAAGAGCAAUUUGUCUGAUGAUGAAGAUGAUUUUGCCUUUGAGGGAUCAACUGCUACUGCUAGUACUAAUGGCUCUGGAAUUUUUGACAUCAUUGGGCAUUUUGCACAACCGAAUGCAAGCUCGGUGGGGCUACCGAAGACACCCAUUGUAUGCAAACCAUCUGAAUUUGCCAUUGAACAAGCCCUCAAGAUUGCCAACAUCAACCCUCAGAGAACACUGUUCUUCGAAGACAGUGUCCGAAACAUUCAGGCUGGCAAGCGCGUCGGGCUGCACACAGUGAGGGUUGGGAGUUCCCAGAGAGUUAAAGGAGCAGACUAUGCAUUGGAGAGCAUUCACUACAUCAAGGAAGCAGUACCAGAGCUCUGGGAGGCUGACAUGAAAUCAGAAGUUGGUUACCCCGGCAAGGUUCCUGUCGAGACAUCUGUGACUGCUUAGAUUUGUUGUAUUAGUAUAAAAAAUCAAUUGUCAUCCGGGUAUACAUUGCCCCCUUUCCCUACCAUAUGUUCAAAUGAUGUAGAUGUUUUGAAUAGAUCAUUUAUGAAAAAGAAAAAAAAAGGAAAAAUAAUUCUACCCUUCUAGCCGUGCUAA